This is a messenger RNA of Teleopsis dalmanni, 352 nucleotides long. RefSeq names its product dynein light chain roadblock-type 2-like. Gene Ontology annotation, cellular component: cytoplasm; centrosome; cytoplasmic dynein complex. The transcript has 2 exons. Gene Ontology annotation, biological process: microtubule-based movement. Bases 17 to 352 code for a protein of 111 amino acids. The record is from RefSeq and is a predicted model, not a curated record. Gene Ontology annotation, molecular function: dynein intermediate chain binding. Lineage: Eukaryota; Metazoa; Arthropoda; Insecta; Diptera; Diopsidae.
AGAAAUUACUCCUGAUAUGGAAAAAGAAAUUUUACAAGAAAAAAGAACUAUCUCCUAUGUGGAAAAAGCAUUUGAAGAAAUUAUGCAGAAACCUUUUAUAAGUGAGGUUAUUAUUCUAAAUAAAAAUGGUAAUCCCAUAAAAACAACAAUGGAGAGAAACGUUGCUAUCCGGCAUGCCGGGUUAUAUGAAACAUUACGUCAAAGAGCUGAAAAAAUCGUAAAACAAUUUAAAACUUCCGAUGAAAUAAUGAUGUUUCACAUUCGCACAAAAGACCACGAAGUCAUCAUUUGUCCAGAUGGAAAAAUUACGGUGAUCGUAAUCCAGAAACCUAUUGAUGGCAUGAUGUUAUAA